Messenger RNA from Raphanus sativus (radish), 2034 nucleotides. RefSeq lists its product as uncharacterized. The coding region runs from base 1 to 2034 and encodes 677 amino acids. The transcript is spliced from 5 exons. The record is from RefSeq and is a predicted model, not a curated record. Lineage: Eukaryota; Viridiplantae; Streptophyta; Magnoliopsida; Brassicales; Brassicaceae.
AUGGCGGUUGGAAAUGAAAUCCAGAGGCCUCAGUGUCAAUUACCGGAAAGGGUUUUCGCUGCCGGUGACGAACCAAACGGCGUUAGAGUUACUCCAUAUCACAAAGCCUCAGGAAUCAGACAAAUCCUGAAUGCCCUAGAUCCCGAUGAAGUCGAGAAGAUUAGGGCUUCUCCAUUCGGGAAGUUGGUCGAGAUUGCAGACAAACCAAGGUUCUCAGGGAGGUUUGGUCGUUACAUCAUCUCCAGGCAACUCAAAGUUGCAAAGAAACACGAGGCCUGGUUCCUUUUCGCCGGAAAACCAAUUAGGUUUUCACUUCGAGAAUUCACUUAUGUAACCGGGCUCAACUGUAAGAGAUUUCCGAAGCGAUUGAAGAAAAGAUCGAUUCCAUCAAUGACUCAGAAACCAUACUGGGGAGAGCUCUUUGGAACCCUAAAAGAUGUCCCCGUCUCUUCUGUUGUGAAGAUGCUGAAGAAGAGAACAGUCAUUGACCCAGAAAUCAGACUAAAAUUAGCCUACCUUUCGUUACUGGCGUCCGUCAUUCUUCCAACCACACAUAACCCUCGUAUCUCGCAAGACCACGCGGAGCUGAUCAAGGACUUGGGAGCCUUUAUUGAGUAUCCUUGGGGCAGAAUCUCGUUUGACAUGCUUAUGUCGAGCAUUAAGGAGAGGAAUGUAGUCUCACUCUCCCAGAAUACAAUAACCCUGAAAGGCUUUGUACUUGCUCUCCAACUUGUUAUGAUUGAGUGUGUGCCCGCGCUUACAGAGGUUGUUCAAGACGGCAGUUCAUCUGGCUCAGAUGGUGAGGGUGGGGAAGAUGAGGAUAAUUUGGAGGCGGAGGAAGGAGGCAAAAAGAGCAUUAGCCCUGGUCAUGCACGCGACACUGAUGCGGCUGAGAAGGCUUUAGUCCAUUCUGUCAUUGAUGCUGUAAACGGGGGAAGUUACGUAGGCGAAGAGUACGAUUGGACCGACGACGAGGAAGAUGUGGGGGUUCGAAACAUGGUCGAUCUAAUAGACCAGCGUUUCCCCUUCAGCAAUCCAUGCUUUGUUGGUGGGGCAUCUACAGAGGAUGUAAGGAGGAUUCGCAUAGAGUCCAAAGCGGAGUUGCGAAACCGUAAGACAGUGAAGACAAAGACAACAUCCACUCCGCAUGUCCCUGAUGGCUUUGACGCCGACUGGUUGGCUUCUAUUGUCAGAGAGAAGCUUAAGGAGGACACCAUGCACCUACUGACAAACAUAUCAACUCUUCAGGAAUCAUUCAAUGGCUUCAAGACAACCGUCCUAACUACCCUGAAAGAUGUGUGUGGCAAGUUAGAAGAAAAUGCCAGCAAACUUGCAAGCCUAUCUGCAGACAUAUGUAACAUGUCUGCAAUGGGUCUUACAGCUCCGAAUUCCCAGGCAAACCCUCCUACCGGAAGUCCGAGCCAGCAGACUGAUGUUGCGAACAUCAUCUCUCAGGCUAUGCAAUUUGGGAACCGGGAAUCAAAUUCAAUUGCAUCUGGCAAUCAGAAUGGUGGUUCUAGCAGCGUAGCUGUGACUGGAGGACUCGUGGACAGAAAUACCAUUCACCAUGGGACAGACGACCACAACAUUGGGCAAACAGCUAAUCAUGGAAAUGCUACUACACCCACUCGGCCAGAAGCUAAAGAAUCACGACACGUGACUUUUUCGACUGAUACUGACUUGACCCUAGAUCCAGAUUUGUUAUUUCCGAACCCUACCUUCUCGCUUGGCCUCACGCAAGAGGCACGGGUACUCGGUGCAAAUAACACAACCUUGACUACCACUACUGGGCUUGAGGGCGGUGACAAAGAGAAUGGUGAAGGUUCUGAGCAGGAAUCGGGCGAUGAAGACAUUUCAGAGGCCAGUGAAGAGGAUGAAGCUUGUGAGGAGAAUGCAGUGAUCAAUGAGGAGGGGGAGACUGCUGAGGAAGCUAACGGCAAGAGGUGUGACCGUGAAAAGCAAGAGGCAGAAGAUACCACCGAUGGCCCUUUUGGGCGAGUAUCAAUGCGACAAAGGUUUCUUGAAUCGUGCUAG